Molecule: messenger RNA, 1244 nt
Organism: Argiope bruennichi
Lineage: Eukaryota; Metazoa; Arthropoda; Arachnida; Araneae; Araneidae
Gene: betaggt-II
Product: geranylgeranyl transferase type-2 subunit beta-like
Exons: 10
Coding region: 208-1206 (332 amino acids)
Biological process (GO): protein geranylgeranylation
Cellular component (GO): Rab-protein geranylgeranyltransferase complex
Molecular function (GO): Rab geranylgeranyltransferase activity
Source: RefSeq, a predicted model, not a curated record
GAAGUCCUUUGUUGAUUAAAAUGAAUAAUAUCAGCUGUGGUAGUUUUGUUAGAUUGAAAUUUUCUCUUAUUGCAAAUUCGUUUACUUUUAAUACUUAUCCAUUCCAGAAUUUCCUUAUUUAAUAUUGAUAGUGCAUAUUUUCUCAAACUUCUUUGUAAAAUUUCAUCUUAUUCCUUUCUUUACGGCUGGCCGUAAAUUUACUACAUCAUGGCUACUCUUAUAAAAGAUGUGGAAAUUACUGAUAAGCAUCCCACUAAGUUGUUUUUAGAUAAGCACAGUGCCUUUAUUGCUGCAUAUGGGAAAAAGAAAGAUGAUUAUGAAUACUGCAUUACUGAAUAUUUAAGGCUGAGUGGAAUAUAUUGGGGCCUUACUGCAUUAGAUUUGAUGGGCCAUAUGGAUAAAUUAGAUAAGGAAUCUAUAAUUGAUUUCAUAAAAAGCUGUCAACACAAGUGUGGUGGCUUCAGUUCCAGUAUUGGUCAUGAUCCUCAUAUUCUUUACACCUUAAGUGCUAUACAGAUUUUAACUAUGUAUGAUUCACUCAAUGUUAUUGAUGUUGAAAAAACAGUUGACUUCAUAAAAGGUCUUCAAAAAGAAGAUGGAAGCUUUGUUGGUGAUAAAUGGGGUGAGGUUGAUACGAGAUUUACUUUCUGUUGUGUUGCUUGUCUUGCUCUACUUAAUCGUUUAAAUGAAAUAAAUGUAGAUAAAGCUGUAGAAUAUGUUCUUGCCUCUAUGAAUUUUGAUGGUGGUUUUGGACGUCGACCUGGGUCAGAGACACAUGCCGGCCAGAUUUAUUGCUGUUUGGGUAUAUUAUCUAUUACACAUCAAUUACAUCAUGUUAAAGCAGACCUUUUAGGAUGGUGGCUUUGUGAAAGGCAACUUCCGUCAGGUGGUUUAAAUGGCAGGCCAGAAAAACUUCCUGAUGUAUGCUAUUCAUGGUGGGUGCUGGCCUCCUUAAAAAUUAUUGGAAGAAUUCACUGGGUUGAUAAGGAUAAGCUAGUCCGCUUUAUUUUAGCUGCACAGGAUGAGGAAACUGGAGGAUUUGCUGAUCGACCUGGUGAUAUGGUGGAUCCAUUCCAUACUGUGUUUGGUUUGGCUGGCCUCUCCCUCCUCGGGGACGAAAGGAUUAAAGAAGUGAAUCCAGUUUUCUGUAUGUGUGAGGAUGUGAUAAAAAGAAUUGGCCUUAAAGUGCAACGAUUGAAAAUGUAAUAUAUAAAGAUGUAUGAAUAAAUAAUUCUAUAUAUUCA